Messenger RNA from Nematolebias whitei (Rio pearlfish), 1314 nucleotides. RefSeq names its product E3 ubiquitin-protein ligase NHLRC1. Gene Ontology annotation, biological process: protein polyubiquitination; negative regulation of translation; proteasome-mediated ubiquitin-dependent protein catabolic process. Gene Ontology annotation, molecular function: protein binding; ubiquitin protein ligase activity; translation repressor activity. The record is from RefSeq and is a predicted model, not a curated record. The coding region runs from base 50 to 1249 and encodes 399 amino acids. The transcript has a single exon. Lineage: Eukaryota; Metazoa; Chordata; Actinopteri; Cyprinodontiformes; Rivulidae.
UGAAGCCUUUUGGAUUUCAUGAAGCCUGCUUCAGGACAUUUCAGUCGUCAUGGACAAGAGUCCCGGUCUCUUGCGUCGUGGCUCUUUGAAUCCAGAGGGGACCCUGAGAGAGAUCCAGAUCAACUUGCUGGAGUGUAAAGUCUGCUUCGAGACGUUCAGUUCUCAGCAGAGGGAGCGCAGGCCUCAGAACCUCUCCUGCGGUCAUGUACUCUGCCUGGAAUGUGUCACUGCUUUGUCCCACCCUCUGCUGAGGAAGCUGGAGUGCCCGUUCUGUCGACAGCUGUGCAGCGCUGACAGCACCUCCCACUGCCGGGUUCUCAGUGACCUGCAGGAGCUUCUGUUGUCCCAGAGGCCCUCAUCCUCUGCUGCUGCUCCUCCUCUGUGCAGAACUAAAGAAGGAUCUCUCUCAGCCACAGGUCUGCACCUUCGCACUGUGUUCGGAGGUUGGGGGACUCUUGUCAACCCCACUGGAAUAGCUGCUUUGGGGUCUUCUGGUGCAUUAGCUGUGGUGCACGAUGGAGCCAAGAGGGUUGUGGUGUUCAACCAACAGGGAAGGAAGCUGAACAGUUUUGGGCGAAGAGGAGAAGCCACUGGGGACAUCUGUUACCCAGUGGAUGUUGCGGUGACUCCAACUGGUUGCGUUGUGGUGACAGAUGCAGGGGCUAAAGCUGUGAAGGUUUUCACCUCCAGGGGGAAUCACGUGGUCACGGUCAAGGGUUCAUUCCAGAUGCCCUGGGGGGUGGACACAAACGGUGAUGGUCACAUCCUGGUUUCAGAUGUCCAGGCAGGCACGCUGUCCCUGGUGAAAGUGGACUACGGUCACGGUGUCAUUCUGGAGUGCCGUACAGUGAUUUCCAACCUUCAGCGUCCCAAAGCAGUGGCCUGUUGUCGAGUGGCUGGGAACACUGCAGUGAUGGAGCAUCCAACGGAGAGGCACCAGCACAGAAAGCUAAAAGUCUUUACCAAAGACUUCCACCUUCUGUACCAGAUGGACAGCUUCAGCCUGAACCUGCAGUUUGGUUUGAGGCUGAACAUGUCAGGAUUGGCGUUUGACAGAGACGGAGAAGAUGUGUUACUGACUGACUCUGAUCAGGGAUUGGUUUGUCGGUUAGGAAAGCUUCAAAAUGACGCGGUGCUAGCUCCUCUGGUGGGGAGCCAUCUUGUCCGACCGGUUGGGUUGGUGGCACUGAACAACGUGUUCAUCAUCCUGGAUGGUGGUGACCAUUCUGUGAAGAUUUAUUCUGUUUAAAUUCGAAUCUCGAACCACAAAAUGUAUCAAGAAUCCCAAAGCAGGGAAAAGAGUGCAAAAAAUAA